Messenger RNA from Mycotypha africana, 327 nucleotides. RefSeq lists its product as uncharacterized. The transcript has a single exon. Bases 1 to 327 code for a protein of 108 amino acids. Lineage: Eukaryota; Fungi; Mucoromycota; Mucoromycetes; Mucorales; Mycotyphaceae. Gene Ontology annotation, molecular function: RNA polymerase II cis-regulatory region sequence-specific DNA binding; DNA-binding transcription factor activity, RNA polymerase II-specific. The record is from RefSeq and is a predicted model, not a curated record. Gene Ontology annotation, biological process: regulation of transcription by RNA polymerase II. Gene Ontology annotation, cellular component: nucleus.
AUGAAAAUCCGUUCUUCUUCAUCAUCAUCAAGAAAACCUUUGAACGGUGCUUUAUUCGUCUGUCAGCACGAAACUUGUGGUAAAGCCUUUACGCGACCAUAUAAUCUCACUUCUCAUAUGCGCACCCAUACAACUGAACGUCCGUAUGCUUGCUCUAACUGCGGUAGAAAAUUUGCUCGUCAACAUGACCGCAACCGUCACGAAAAGUUACAUUGGGGUGUUCGACCUUAUGCUUGUCAUUAUUGCCAUAAGACGUUUGCUCGAAUGGAUGCCUUGAAUCGUCAUUUGCGUAUGGAAAAAGGAUGUAUAGGUACUCAUUCUGAUUAA